Fusarium keratoplasticum is the source of this 555-nucleotide messenger RNA. RefSeq lists its product as uncharacterized. The record is from RefSeq and is a predicted model, not a curated record. NCBI's taxonomy places the organism in Eukaryota, Fungi, Ascomycota, Sordariomycetes, Hypocreales, Nectriaceae. Gene Ontology annotation, molecular function: mitochondrion autophagosome adaptor activity. Bases 88 to 555 code for a protein of 155 amino acids. The transcript is spliced from 2 exons. Gene Ontology annotation, biological process: mitophagy.
ACCAAACCGCCCAGGCGCAUAUCAAUCCAACUCUUCAACAAGGGUCACGACUCGAUACAUCGCAGCCUGUCUGCCGUACUGCCCACCAUGGACUCAGCGCCUACAGAGCUCGCGUCCACCAUCCAGUCCGCGCACAUCAAGCGCCACCCGGACGCGGCCCUCGACGUCAACCCGCCCACAGCCGCCUCGACGAGAGAGCCCGUGAUACUGCAGAGCCUCAAGCACGGCAGCGACGACGGCAUCGACGAGGACGAGGAGGAUAUCCCAUACAGCGUUCUCCGCCCACAGCCGCGGCGCUACAACCUCCCUCCGCUGCCGGAUCUGCGCUUCGAGCAGAGCUAUCUCCGGAGCAUCUCCAAGGCGGAUACAUGGUGGAAGGUGGCGCUCAUCACGACGAGGGAUCAGAUUCUGGUUCCCUUGACACAGGGUUUGUUGUACAACUUGUUCCUCUGCGGCUGGCAAUAUUGGAACAGGAAUGCUCGACUACACGGCAACACAUUAGGUGCCCGGGUGCGGCGGUGGUGGUGGGGAGUGAAUAACUGGAAGAUUCACUGA